AUGGUUGCAUUUAUGAACCUGUGUGGUGUGAAACGUUAUAGAGACCGGCGUGAUAUAAGUCCCGAUCUAUCUAAGGGACUAUUACGGUUUGAGAGCGAAAACGUAGAUUUCCUCACUUCGCACUUUCUUGAUGAAAACACUGAUGCAAGGGGUGGAGGAUUAACUGCACGGAAAAAGAUGGAAAUUUUUCUGAGAUACGUUAGUGAUCCAGGAUUCCAAAGUGGUGUUGCCAACGACAUGGGGGUUGAAAGAAAUACCGUCAGCAAAACAUUUUCAAGUGUAUUGGAUAAAAUAGUGUCAAAGUCUGAAGAUUGGAUUAAAUUUCCACGCACUAUUGAAGAUAUGGAUCAGGCCAAUGCAGAUUGGGCUUCAAAAUUUCGCAUUCCGACUGUCAUUGGUGCUAUAGAUUGCACUCACGUGCAUAUUAUGAAACCUUCGGAAUUCGGUGACGAGUAUGUGAACAGAAAAGGAAAAACAACAAUAAACAUUCAGAUGACUUGUGACGCUAAUGAAAAAAUUACAAGUGUGGAUGAUCAAUGGCCAGGGAGUGUACAUGAUGGCAGGAUUUGGCGAGUGAGUGGAAUUCAGGACGUGGUGCGCCGAUAUGAUGGUGAUGUUUGUCUCCUUGGUGAUAGCGGAUAUGGAAUUACUCCUUGGUUACUGACUCCUUUUGACGAACCAAGAAAUGCUCAGAAAAGGAAUAUUCCAGGAAAGGAAACAGGAUACAAUUUAGUUCAACAACAAAAAUUCUUUUAA
Messenger RNA from Diorhabda sublineata, 756 nucleotides. Its product is annotated as putative nuclease HARBI1. The coding region runs from base 1 to 756 and encodes 251 amino acids. The transcript is spliced from 2 exons. The record is from RefSeq and is a predicted model, not a curated record. Lineage: Eukaryota; Metazoa; Arthropoda; Insecta; Coleoptera; Chrysomelidae.